This is a messenger RNA of Spinacia oleracea (spinach), 1079 nucleotides long. RefSeq lists its product as uncharacterized. The record is from RefSeq and is a predicted model, not a curated record. Gene Ontology annotation, cellular component: chloroplast. Lineage: Eukaryota; Viridiplantae; Streptophyta; Magnoliopsida; Caryophyllales; Amaranthaceae. The transcript has 5 exons. Bases 62 to 973 code for a protein of 303 amino acids.
AAAUAAAGUUAAACAAACAAAAAACACACUUUGUGCAUUUUUUGCAGAAUGGAGAGUAGAAAUGAGCACCUUAACAACAACAACCACCACCACCAUCAAUACAACCACAACCAAAGUCUCGACACCCGUACCGCCUUUUCGUGCCGCCCUCGGCCACUACCGAUGUCGGAAAAGUUUUCUCUCGACCAAUCGUAUCCAUAUCAAUCGUCGCGCUAUUCCUCUACCACGUGUUAUAAAUGAUCAAAGUAAGACAGAGGUUGAAAAGGCAGAGGCAGAUAAAAUAGUGGAUGGGAUGGAAUUUGAGGAGCUAUGCAAUGAGUUUGAGUGCAAAAGUAGUCCAUCUGUUGAAUCCACUGCUAGACAACUUGUACGUGAUAUCUUAGAGCUUAGGGAAGGUAACCGUGCACUUGGUACUUUUGCCGUUUCUGUCAAAUACAAGGAUCCAAUUAGAAGCUUCACAGGACGAGAAAAGUACAAAAGACCACUUUGGAUAACUGAUGCACUUGAUAAUCCUAGAGUGACAGUGCAAGAGAUGACGAUGUUGUCAACAAGUGUGCUUAUCAUCAAAUGGACACUUAAAGGGAAGCCAAAGUCAAUAUUAGCUACCAUAAGUGGAGAUUUGAUUGUUAAGGUGAAUUCUAAGUUCACCUUAAACCAGAUUAGUGGCCAAGUAAUCGAGCACGAGGAGUCGUGGGAUUUAUCUGCAUCAUCACCGGUAGCUCAAGCAUACUUCGGGGCGUCACGCCGCCUCUUCGCAGCGAAAGAAACCGGCAAAGAUGUGGUGGAUUCUGUGAAGAAACUUGGUGGCAAGAUUUCUACCCCAAAGGAAAACAUUGAGAUAUAUCCUGACCCUUCCGGCGAUCCAAUGAAGUUCUUUCAAAGAGACGACUCCGAACAAAGGGACUUGUACCAGAUUGCGUUAUUCCUCGCACUUGUUUACUUCGUUGUACAAUACUUGAGAACGACUUUGUAAAACAUCGAAUGCUCAAAACUGAUCUUAUGUAUGUAUUUUCUUUUUUCUUUCCUCCUAGUAAAGAAAAUGUAGUAUAUUUAAAAUAAAUAUCACAAAUUCUUAUUCA